This is a messenger RNA of Epithele typhae, 684 nucleotides long. RefSeq lists its product as uncharacterized. Lineage: Eukaryota; Fungi; Basidiomycota; Agaricomycetes; Polyporales; Epitheliaceae. The record is from RefSeq and is a predicted model, not a curated record. Bases 1 to 684 code for a protein of 227 amino acids. The transcript is spliced from 4 exons.
AUGGCAUGCAACGUCACCGAGUUCACGAAGCGCGGGCGCCAUGUGAGCAAUGCGGAGGAGGAGGAGGAGGAGGAGGAGGAGGAGGAGGAGGAGCUUUGGCUGCCUGUGCUCGUUGUCACGCCACCCGUGCAAGGGCUCGAGGAUAUGUUCAUCGCUGAGGGGCAUCUGUGCGAGCGACUCUUUCCUCGUAUCGUGCACAUCAAGAAGGAGACCGAACACGAGUCCUUGCCAUCACCUACUGCCCCCAAUGUGCACGCCCUCGUCGCUCAUCGGCUUUGCGCGCUGCCGGACGACCCCCACGCUCGGGGAUGGGAAGGGCAAACUACCAUCUCCGUGUCGGCUCAAUCUCAACCACCGCUGGUGGGGUGGUCCCCUCCAACCACGAUAAUACCGAGCGCAACCACGUUGGUGCCGCUCAUGCCGUUGACGCUUGCGCGGCCGCUGUACGCGUGCGAGAAGUCGGCUUUCCGCAUGCCGUUUGAGGCGUUGUAUAACAUCCUCGCGUCGGACACACGCACGUUUGAGGACCGACGGCGCGAGCAGCUGCAGAAGUCGGCCAUGCUCACGCAGGCACUGCAGCGUCAGCGGGAGCACAUCGACGAGCUCACCGCCGCCGCGGUCAAGUGCUGGCUGGGGCCCCUUCCGCUUCGUCCCCAGCGUUCUCUGACACGUCUCGUCUCGUAG